Molecule: messenger RNA, 273 nt
Organism: Lactuca saligna
Lineage: Eukaryota; Viridiplantae; Streptophyta; Magnoliopsida; Asterales; Asteraceae
Source: the annotation of a GenBank genome assembly
AUGAUGUACGUAAUGUGGCAGAUCAGACCAAAAAAUGAAGUUGUCGACGUAUCAUCCUUAUAUGCGGGUGCAUCCACAUGGUUUAGUAUUAAGCUUCAUCAUGGUGGGAAGUUUACUAAGUUACCUAACAUAAAGUAUAUUGGAGGUGAAGUGCGUUAUGUUGAUUAUGUGGACAUAGAUGAGUUUUUUGUACAUGAACUUGAUGCCAUAAUGCUUGAUGACCUAGGUUACCCAGACCCACGGAUGAUUGAAUUGACUGAUGUAUCCCAGUGA